AUGGUUACCUCCGCACAGGCUGGCAUCGGGCGGGCAGGGAAGGGUUAAGGAGGAGUAGCCCGCCAGCGCGAUAGCGGAGGAAAAGCAGCAUAUCGCGGAGGAGCCGUCCGCUCCUGCCCUGGCACAUUUACGUCCAUGUGGUCUUCGUGGAGGGAGGAGGGCUUUGGGGACGUAUAUUUGGGUAAAACUUUUAAUGCGGGAAUACAGUUUUGCUUCUGUUCGGGAGGGCAUUCCUCGUUCACAACUUCAACAUCGGGGACUGACUGAGGGGAAUAAACAGCCACGAGAUUUAAUUAGGCCGUAAUUGCGCUUCUGCUCGCUGGUGCAUUUUACACGUGAGCUGGAAGCUGGUCGGAGACGCGCGUGCGCCGUGCGCGCGGAAAGCUGGCUCCAAAGUGUCAGCGGAGGAAAGUGGAUAUAUCACUUUAAAGUGCAACUGAGCCGGACGUGUGUCUGCGGUGCGACGCCUCGAUCGGCCCUGGAAUAUUAAUAAUAAAAAUCAGAAAAAGCACUUGGAAACAGGGAAGUUAUGGACGACAGAAUAUCACGUCUGCCGGACAGACAAUCGCUGGAUCAGGCAGAUUUCCUCGGGGUGGAAUAUUCAUCUCUCUACAUGUGCAAAUCAAAACGAGUGGUGAAGAGGGAGGACGCCAAGGACGCCUAUAAGUUGCCACACAGGCUGAUUGAGAAGAAGAGACGAGAUAGGAUUAAUGAGUGUAUUGGGCAGCUGAAAGAUUUGUUACCGGAACACCUGAAACUGACGACGCUUGGGCAUUUGGAGAAGGCUGUGGUUCUGGAAUUGACGCUGAAACAUGUAAACGCCUUGACCGCGAUCACCGAGCAGCAGCACAAGAAGAUUAUCGCUUUGGAGAGCGGUGAUCGAUCGACAAAAUCGUGUGUCCAGGCUGAUCUAGAUGCAUUCCAUUCGGGCUUUCAAACUUGUGCCAAAGAAGUGCUGCAGUUCCUGAACAGGUCCGAGAACUGGACUGCCCGGGACCAGAGAUGCACUCAGCUAAUCAACCACCUCCAGAAAGUUUGCGCUCAGCUCCUUCCCAGCGCCCAGCUGCUAUCCCAGCAGCUCCUGGCCAGUAAAAGCGCCACCGUAGCUCAUGGUCAGAAAGCGGAAACGCAGGCGAACUGUGUUCCCGUUAUCCAGAGGACUCAUAUCGGGGAACUGAACGAAAACGACACGGACACCGACAGCGGCUAUGGAGGAGAUGUGGAGAAAUAUGAAUGGAAGGCCGACCUAGACUGUAACGGAGCAAAGGCGGUCGGACCCCAGCCGGUUAAAAUUAAGCAAGAGUACGGGGACGAGCCCCGAGCCAAGAGAGCGAAACUGGACCCCAAUGACUUUGCGAUGUUUAAAUCUGAUUCGCCCGGCAGACCCGAUGUGUCUGUUUUAAACUCAUUGAUGGGACUAGGCGGUGUACCUUUCGGACAACAAGCGUCUUUCUGCAUGCCUUUCUAUUUUCUUAACCCAUCAGCGGCUGCGUCUUACAUGCCUUUUGUGGACAAGUCCAAUUUGGAAAAAUAUCUGCUGUCCGCCACGGCAGCGGUGACAAACCCCUUCCCGCUGCUGUACCCCGGACUCCCCGCGCAGGCGGUGGCGGCUGCAGCCGCAGCCUUCCCGGGCAUGUCGCCAGCGCUUUCUGUAGGUAAAACCUUCGGGCUCACAUCUCUCUCCCAAAAUACCGACAACCAAGCCCCCAACCUGGAAACGCCGAUCGAGGCGGAGGCAGCUUCACCUGUAGAGAGUCAGAUCAUGGAAUCUCCAUACGGUGAAUCCAAGAAGACUGAAGCAGACGAGUCCUAAAUCACUCAAUGCCCACAUUUUAUCCCCAUAUAUUUUUCAAAACGCUUUUUUUCAGUUAAGUGGUGAGUCUUUAUUUUUAUGAUAGUUUUAGCUGAGGAAGAUGACACGGUAAUGUUAUUUUAAUAGAAAAAUGAGAAUAACUUUGUUCAAAAUAACACUGCAGUUAGCAGGACAUUAAUUUUAUUCUGUUGAAGUGCCAUGUUUACAAUUUAUAGAUUUACCAUAUAAUGUAACAACUGACUGAUAAAUAUUUAAGUCUGUAUCAUAACUGUCAAAGAAUGUUUGAUCUAAGGGCAAAGUUUUUCAACAUAAGACCAAAAUUACUUUUGGUUUGAUUAGUGUAUCUAGCGCAGAUGAGCGCUUGCGUAGAGUACGGCGGGUCACGUGUCUGAUACUAAGACGUGGGAAAGGUACAUGGGCACCUUAGUGGAAAUUUGAUACUGAAUGUAACUUAUUUUUAAUGAAUAUGGAAGUAUAUAUAAAUAUAUUAAUUAUCAGAUUCCAGGUGUUUGCUUUUUGCAAGGUAAAGUGCACUUGUUCAUGGUUUUCAAAGACGAUCUUUUUACACCAUUGCCUGUCCCUGUUAUAAUCCAGACAGGAAUAUAUUUUCCUAUUUAGAUUAAUUAAACUACGAGACAGACAUUUCAUUGACAAACAUGCGUGUGUGCAAUGGUGGCACUGCAGCCAUACUAUUUAACAUACAAUGCAUGUUUCUGAGAUGUGGAAGACAUUGAAAUGUUGACUACAAGUGCAGACUGGCAAAUAGUGUGAGAUACAAGAACCGGAGAUGCUUUGUUCAGCUCUGGGAUCUGUGAGACCCGUUACCAAAUAGCGGUCUAAUAGGCGGUGUAGCGGUAAAGUUCCCGGAUGAAUACUACCUUCAGUUCUGACUGCGCUCCAAGCUCCUAAUUUGAACGUGAUGUAUUACUAUAGUUUAGUUUCUAUGUUAACAAUUGUGAAUUGUUGCAAUUUAUUAACGGAGCAUAUAUUUUUGGCGUGCACGCAUAUUUAAUGUAUCGAUUAAUAUGUUUAUCAAUAGCGCCAGCUUUAAAACGGAACGAUACCUGUUCUUUGAUGUGUCAGGCUUCCAGUUACCAAAUUCAUACGCCGUCACGCUCACAACACUUACGUGUGGAAUAUGGGCAUGAGCGACCAGGAAUGUUGAGUCUUUAAAUAAUGGCUGAUUCGGGACUGAACACCAGACUUCUGCCUAGAGGUCUUUGGUAAAGUGUUUAUACUGACUGUAAUCAGGAUCUGGCACGGCCGCACGAGUGGCUUCACAGAAUGUUCUGGAAGAGACGACAAUCUCACAAUAAACUUAUCCUGUAAAUAGUCAAAGAUAUGUAUAUUUCUUUGUUUUUUUUUAAAUAUCCAGUGCUGCUCAUUGGUGCUUGCCUCAAAAGCUGAAUUUUUAAUGGUCUGUUGCCAAACGUAGUAGCUUGUAUGUGUACAUAGUUUGCAAACACAAUGAAGUAAAUGUCUAUUGUAGUUAUAAACUAUGAGUUUUUAACAAAUUUCAUUAAGUGUGUAGUUUUUGUUAGGUUCUUUAGGCAAAAACUGUCUUAUUUUAAAAAGCCACAAAAUAAAUAAUAGAACAGAU
Messenger RNA from Brienomyrus brachyistius, 3413 nucleotides. RefSeq names its product class E basic helix-loop-helix protein 41-like. The coding region runs from base 530 to 1813 and encodes 427 amino acids. Gene Ontology annotation, molecular function: RNA polymerase II cis-regulatory region sequence-specific DNA binding; protein dimerization activity; DNA-binding transcription factor activity, RNA polymerase II-specific. NCBI's taxonomy places the organism in Eukaryota, Metazoa, Chordata, Actinopteri, Osteoglossiformes, Mormyridae. Gene Ontology annotation, biological process: regulation of transcription by RNA polymerase II; regulation of neurogenesis; anterior/posterior pattern specification. The record is from RefSeq and is a predicted model, not a curated record. Gene Ontology annotation, cellular component: nucleus. The transcript is spliced from 5 exons.